Messenger RNA from Closterium sp. Yama58-4, 1902 nucleotides. The record is from the annotation of a GenBank genome assembly. Lineage: Eukaryota; Viridiplantae; Streptophyta; Zygnematophyceae; Desmidiales; Closteriaceae.
AUGUGCAAGUCGGACUACGCUAAGCAGCUGCGGGCGACAUCCGAUCAGGAGCGCUCGACCACGGGGAAUGCAACGGGCGGAUCAAACCGUGCCUCCACGUCCACGGUGGAAGCGCCGCCCGUGCGUCGCUCCCGGCAGAGAGAUAUCCGUGACAUGACGGACCAAGUUGCGCAUAAUCGACUUGAUUACCUGUGGGCUGCUGCGGUGGCCGAGAACGACCUCGCCUUCAACGUGUCUAAGUCGAAAUCGAUGCAGGCGUUCGUCGACGCGGCGAUCAUGUACGCGAAACCGUACACCCUCCCAACCCCGUACAAGGUAUCCGGCCCGCUGCUAGACAAGCUGAAGGCGGACUCCGAGGACCUGCUGCGGCCGCUGAAGGAUAGCUGGAAGACCAGCGGGUGCUCGCUCUCCGUCGAUGGAUGGACGGACAUCAAAUCCCGCGGUUUUGUGUGUGUCAUCGCACAAAACGACACUGCACCCGUCAUCGUCGACAUCGUCGACUCGAAGACCGCCAAAAAAACCGGGGACUACUUGGCAACGCUUAUUCAGGGAGCGAUCACCACGGUGGGGCCGAAGCAUGUCGUCCAAGUCGUCAUGGAUAACGCUUCGAACAACAAAAACGCCGCCAGCAAGUUAAGCGCGGAUUAUCCCCACAUUUUCUUCACCAACUGCGCUGCCCACUGCCUCGACUUGAUGUUGCACGACAUCGGCAAGAUCCCUGCGGUGAAACUCGUCCUUUCCCAAGUGCACCAGGUCGUUAUGAUUAUCAAAGGCUCCGCGUCGGCCGUGGUCUUGUUCCGUGAGCUUUUUACCAAGCUCUCGUUGGUGCGGCCUGGUGCAACGAGAUUUGGCACCCAGGUCAUCAUGCUCGGCAGGUUCCUGGAGGUGAAGCGCGCGUUGAGGGCGAUGGUAAUCAGCGAGGAAUGGGAGGAUGUAGCUGUGGCAAAGGCGGAGGAGGGGAUGGAGGUUAGGAAGCUACUGUUGGACGACGUUUUUUGGGACUGUGGGACGGCCGUGCACCGCCUCAUGACUCCCAUCUACGAGGUUCUUCGCGCGGUCGACACAGGGGCUCAAGUCAUGGGGCAGCUGUACGGCCUCAUGCUUGAAGCCACGGUGAAGACUAAUGCGGCUGCUGAGACGGCUGCCGCACACUUCAUCAAGCGGACGGGUCUGCUGUUGCCGAAGGAUAAGAGCUCCUUUCUCACCUCCAUCAAGGCGAUCAUUGCAAGGAGGUGGGACGCACAACUGCACAACCCCCUGCACGCCAUCGGUUGGCUCCUCAACCCCCGUAACCAGUACAUUGGGGAGGUAAGGAAUGAUAAGGAGAUUAGGAAGGGGGUGGAUGAGGUGAUCCGGGCCCGUGGCGGGGAUGUGCAGCAGCGCAUAACGCUAGCUGCACAGGUGGCUCAGUUUCACCGAGGGGAGGGCAGGUUGGGCUCUGACGAUGCCCGUUGGGCAGCAACUACCUUGGUGGAGGCGGGGCGCAUGACGGAGGCAGAAUGGUGUCACCUCCUCCGAGGUGGAGAGGUCUGGUCGGCGCUGGCACGUGUGCAGAGGCGCGACCGGAACCGCCUCACGGCGAAGAAGAUGACUGACGUCACCUUCGUCGCCUUCACACGGCGUGCCCGUGAUUCCUUCGAUCGAAAGGCAGCCCUGCGUUCCAAGCUCUAUCAGGACCUGGGCAACGGCACCCUCAGGGAAGGGGCUGCCAUCCCCGUGGAGGCGGAAGUGGAGGUGGAGGAAGGGGAUGCGGAGGAGGAGGCACCCGUGGAGGAGGAAUGCACCAUUGAUUGGUCGGAAUUUGGGAGCAUCGGCAAGAAGAGGAAAGGGAAGGCGGCGACGGUUCAAGUGGAGGAGGAGGAGGAGGAGGAGGAAGAGGAUGACGAGGAGUAUGACGGUUAG